AUGUCUGGUAAGAAGCUGAAGAAUAAGAACCAGCUUUUUAAACGGCAGAAAGUGAUUGAUGCCAGGACCAUCAGAACCGAAGCACUCAAGGCCGCACCUAGAGAUGUGGGAGAGCUAUCGGAAAGCGGCAGUAUGCUGAAGGUGAACGACUUCAUGGCAUCUCGAGAGUUUGAGGUCAAACAAUUGCAGCUGGCUAUGCACAAAUCGAAGGCAGCUUCAUCCACGAGGGUCUUCCAAGCUCUGCCAAGAAAGUUGCGUCGCAGAACUGCCUCCCACAAUGUUAAAAGGAUCCCUAAGCGUCUGAGAAACCGUGCUUUGCGUGAAAUGAGGAAGAGCGAGCAGACGAUAACGAGGGGCACCCCGGCAAUGUCCAAAAAGAGAAAAUAUGGCCUCACUGCCAAGCAAUUGUACAAGGCACGAAUGGCAGUUAAGUUGCUACGCCUGGCUGCCAGGUCCAAAUCCAUGAAGCUGGGUCUCCCCUCAGAGGCCACUGCAUCACGCCAUAAGCUGCGGAGUCGGAUUAAGGCUCUACAGAAAACAAUUCGGCAAUGCACAAGUGGAAAAGCCGGGCCCAACCGAAACAAUCUACUUGGCAGCUACGAUUCCACGGGGAUUGGCGCGCCAGCAAUGCGACCAUUGGGUAGGAUCAAAUACGCUAAGCGGCAGCAUACCUACACGUGGCUUCCCACCCAUGUCUGGCAUGCGAAAAGAUCUCAUAUGCUCAAAAGGUGGGGUUACCAAAUUCCUUGGUCUCCGACACAAAAAUGCUUUAAGUUGACGCAUAAACUCGGUAACUCCGUGUCGACUUCAGACGGUGCUAUGUGCGCAGAUACGAGCUAUAUGGGAACGAUGAUUAUAUCAUCAGAGGACACAGUCUUUUUGCAAGGUGUUAUAAGUCAGUUGACCAAUAAAAGAGGAUCCUUGGCUAAAUAUCGAAACUCUCAUCAUUGGUUUGAAGGUAUGGUGUGGGCUGACAAUCAGGAGGUCCUGGGCCCCGUUGAACUGCUAUGGAUUAAUGCCAAUAAAUGCCUGCUGAGACUUCACCCAGCAAUCUAUUUAUUGGUGUUCGACCACCUGGUCCAGCUGAAUGCUGAAAAGCUUGUAGUCGAAGACUGUCGAUACUCGAUCUCAAGCAUAACUCUAACUGGAGCUAAAUCUCUGAACGCUCUUUCACAAGUGCUGCGUACAACCUCAACAUCUGAAUCAUACAACCAGUUCAAAAAAGUUUCCCACGUUACGGACAUUAAUGCGCUUCCUCAACGAACAAUAUUUGCCUUCGAUGUGAUGGACCCAAGACAUUUGUCAAAUCCAAGGCAACUACCAGGCUCAAAACCAAACGCAACUGAUUUGUUAACACUCCAAGACAAUUUUCCAGAGGCAGAGAUAACCUCUGCCCUCGCCAAACUUGCAGAUCCAGCCGCUCGCAACUUAUCAUAUUCAAACCAGCAGACCCUCAAACAACUUGCGGCCAGGCGCAGAGUACUUUUAAACUCCACCCAGCAUUCCAACUUGAUUCCGUUUAGUGCGGACACGGAUCCAUCAUUUCCUAUAGUCAUUUCCAAAUUGCCAAAGAAGGAAUCGUGGGUCGUUCUCAUUCCUUGGUUUUGGCAUCUACCGCUGUGGUAUCAACUGAAUCGUAUUUCUCGCGUGCAUCACAUGGGAUUGCGUCAAAUGCAGCAACUCAGUUAUGAAAGACGGAGACCUUUCUUUCCCACCGAUUUCCCUUUCACAAAAGUAGGAUAUGUCGAGAACUUUAUCUACGAAAGAGCCACUCAAGAGGCUCUGUGGUCCCGAAAGCCUCCCGCAAAACGUAUCAAUUUUGCGAAAAUUCCUGAUUUGCACCUGGAGUCUCCUGUUUUCUUUCCGGGCGAAAUAGGAAUUCCAUUCUGCUGCGACUGGUUGUUUUUACAAAUACUGAGGAAUGGGAUCGAGUACCUGGAAGCACAUCAUCAGGUCGCCGUCAAGAUGUUUAAUUCUUCACGGACCUCACAGUUUGACGAGCUCAAUCGGCGCAAAAUUGAGUACGUAAACGAUAUUGUGGAUUUGUAUCGAGACACCUGUGAAGCAAAAACAGUUCCUACAAAUCCACCUGUACGCAUGGUCAACCAGUCGCUAUCUACAAUAAAUGGAGCAGGUUUCAAGAGCGACAAUAAAGUGUCAUCACAAGAAGCAAUUGUCACAAAUACGCUUCCGAUUGUCGCAGUAUCGUGCACCCUACUAGAGAGGGGCCACCCAAAGGACCUUGCCCGUAUCUACUCCAUACCAGCCAAAGAUUUGGAAUACUGGCAGACUGUGUCGCACGUGGCAUCUCGUCCCACCGGCAAGAGAGAUCACGACUCAAAAUGGCCCAUACCAGAGGUCCAAAAUUUGAUUGGUUAUGUGACAAGUGGAACUUUCCACUUGGGACAGGGUCGGGGAGUAUGUACGGGUUUCAUUGAUGCCCAAACAGCUUUGAGUGCCGAAACUGAUCUGGUGCUGAUUAGAAAUGUUGGCACCAAUGUUUACAGAAUAGCGAAAUGGGCUCAGGUAAUAAUUUAA
Messenger RNA from Lachancea dasiensis, 2538 nucleotides. The record is from the annotation of a GenBank genome assembly. NCBI's taxonomy places the organism in Eukaryota, Fungi, Ascomycota, Saccharomycetes, Saccharomycetales, Saccharomycetaceae.